Otolemur garnettii (small-eared galago) is the source of this 2876-nucleotide messenger RNA. RefSeq names its product interactor of little elongation complex ELL subunit 2 (gene ICE2). The transcript is spliced from 14 exons. NCBI's taxonomy places the organism in Eukaryota, Metazoa, Chordata, Mammalia, Primates, Galagidae. Gene Ontology annotation, cellular component: transcription elongation factor complex. The record is from RefSeq and is a predicted model, not a curated record. The coding region runs from base 65 to 2827 and encodes 920 amino acids. Gene Ontology annotation, biological process: snRNA transcription by RNA polymerase III; positive regulation of transcription by RNA polymerase III; snRNA transcription by RNA polymerase II.
GGAUGUUUCCCCCAAAAAUGGCCUUAAGACAUUUUUCUCUCGAGAAAAUUAUAAAGAUCAAUCCAUGGCUCCAAGUUUAAAAGAACUGUGUGUUUUAUCUAACAGACGUAUAGGAGAAAAUUUGAAUGCCUCAGCAAGUUCUGUAGAAAAUGAGCCGGCAGUUAGUUCAGCAACUCAAGCAAAGGAAAAAGUUAAAACCACAAUUGGAAUGGUUCUUCUUCCAAAACCAAGAGUUCCUUAUCCUCGUUUCUCUCGUUUCUCACAGAGAGAGCAGAGGACUUAUGUGGACUUGUUGGUUAAAUAUGCAAAGAUUCCUGCAAAUUCUAAAGCUGCUGGGAUAAAUAAAAACGACUACUUGCAGUACAUGGAUAUGAAAAAACAUGUGAAUGAAGAGGUUACUGAGUUCCUAAAGUUUUUACAGAAUUCUGCAAAGAAAUGUCCACAGGAUUAUAAUAUGCUUUCUGAUGAUGCCCGUCUCUUCACAGAGCAAAUUUUAAAAGCUCGCAUUGAACAAGUAAAAAAGUAUCCAGAAUUUUAUACUCUUCAUGAAGUCACCAGCUUAAUGGGAUUCUUCCCAUUCAGAAUAGAGAUGGGGUUAAAGUUAGAAAAAACUCUUCUUGCAUUGGGCAGUGUAAAAUAUGUGAAAACAGUAUUUCCUUCAAUGCCUGCAAAGUUGCAGCUCUCAAAAGAUGAUGUAUCUACCAUUGAAACACAAGAAAAAACAGCUGAAGUUAUGGAAUUUGAUAUUAGUAAAGAUCCAAAUGCCGAGAAGCUUGUUUCAAGAUACCACCCUCAUAUAGCUCUAACUAGUCAAUCGUUAUUUACCUUAUUAAAUAAUCAUGGACCAGACUACAAGGAACAGUGGGAAAUUCCAGUGUGUGUUCAAAUGAUACCUGUUGCAGGUUCAAAACCAAUUAAAAUAAUAUAUAUUAAUUCACCACUUCCCCAAAAGAAAAUGACAAUGAGAGAAAGAAAUCAAAUCUUCCAUGAAGUUCCAUUAAAAUUGAUGAUGUCCAAAACCACAUCUGUUCCAGUCUCUGCAGUAUUCAUGGACAAACCUGAAGAGUAUCCAUCUGAAAUGGACACAUCCUUUGAAGUUAAUGAGUGCCGAAAAAUUGAGACUCUGGAAAAUGUGGAUCUGGAUUUCAAUGAUGAUGUCACAGAACUGGAAACUUUUGGAGAAACCACGACCAAACCGUCAAAGUCACCAAGUCCAACAAGUACCUCCACGGUACCCAGCGUGACUGAUCCUCCCCCAGCCCCUAAAGCAGCAGCUGUACCUGUGGCACCAAGUGCAUCAGACAUUUGUGCUAAUUCUAGAAGUUUAUCUCAGAUGCUGAUGGCACAAUUGCAAAAGGAGAAACAACUGGUCACUGGCAAGACUGGUCGCCCUGACGAGAGCAGAAACAAAGAUGGUCAGGAAUUUGAACCAAGUGGUGAAAAGGUUUCAAAUUCUGGCAAGCCAUUGAUGCAAGAUAGAGACUUGACUACAUCUGAAGCCUUACAGUUAAAAAGUUCUAAGGAAACUGAAACUUCUAAUAAAAAUGCUAUGUCUGUAGAUGUGGAACGUACCAAUGAUGGGAGGCUAAAUGUUGUAGGCAACGCACGUAACUCAAAGGAAAAAACUGUUGCAUCAGCAGCAGCUACAUCUGAAGAUGCGCUUCUUUCCAGUAGCGAUACAGACGAGGACUGUUUAGUCAUAGAUACAGACUGUAAAAAUAAUAGUAAUGGGAAGACGCCUGCUGUGGAUUCUGAUUUAAGGUCUAGAACAGCUAGCCCAAAUUCUUCCUCAGGACAGGCAUCUGUAGGAAACCAGGCUAAUACUGCUUGUAGUCCAGAAGAGUCAUGUGUUUUAAAAAAACCUAUCAAACGAGUAUAUAAAAAAUUUGAUCCAGUUGGAGAGAUUUUAAAAAUGCAGGAUGAGCUCUUAAAGCCAAUUUCCAGAAAAGUACCUGAAUUGCCCUUAAUGAACUUAGAAAAUUCUAAACACCCCUCUGUUUCUGAGCAAUUCUCUGCUCCUUUAGAUGCCUCCAGAUGGCCUUCCACAUUUCAGAAGCCAAAAGGACGUUUGCCAUAUGAACUUCAGGACUAUGUUGAAGAUACAUCGGAAUAUACGGCUCCCCAGGAAGGAAAUUUUGUUUAUAAGUUAUUUAGCCUUCAAGACCUGUUGUUACUCGUGCGUUGCAGUCUCCAGAGGAUAGAGACAAGACCACGUUCUAAAAAACGGAAGAAGAUCAGAAGACAAGUUCCAGUUUAUGUACUGCCAAAAGUGGAGUAUCAAGCUUGUUACGGAGUUGAAGCUCUGACUGAAAGUGAACUUUGUUGCUUAUGGACUGAAAGUUUGUUGCAUUCCAACUGUUCCUUUUAUGUCGGGCAUAUUGACGCAUUUACUUCAAAGCUUUUCCUGCUAGAAGAAAUUACCUCAGAAGAAUUAAAAGAAAAACUUCCAGCACUCAAGAUUUCAAGUUUAUUUAACAUCCUCCAACACACUCUAAAGAAAUUAAGUAGCUUGCAGGAGGGUUCCUACUUAUUAUCUCAUGCAGCAGAAGAUUCCUCACUCCUGAUCUAUAAGACCUCUGAUGGAAAAAUUACAAGAACAGCAUAUAAUUUGCAUAAAACACAUUGCGGCCUUCCUGGUGUACCUUCCAGUCUCUCCGUUCCCUGGGUCCCGCUAGAUCCCAGUCUCUUGUUACCAUAUCAUAUCCAUCAUGGAAGAAUACCGUGUACUUUCCCACCUAAAUCACUGGAUCCUAUAACACAACCAAAGGUUGGUGGAACAAGAAUGCCUACACGCAGCCACAGGAAUCCAGUUUCCAAGGAAACCUAAAGCAGUGGCUUGCCUGCUCAGCAAGUGGAACAUGAAGGAGUGGCUCCAA